AUGACGACCUCAAAAUCGGCCAGCUAUGAUUAUCUCAUCAAACUAUUACUUAUUGGCGACUCGGGUGUCGGAAAGAGCUGUCUGCUCCUACGGUUCUCUGAUGAUUCCUUCACACCCUCCUUCAUCACAACCAUUGGUAUCGACUUUAAGAUUAGAACCAUUGAACUCGACGGAAAGAGAAUCAAACUUCAGAUAUGGGAUACCGCUGGCCAAGAACGUUUCAGGACCAUCACCACAGCAUACUAUCGAGGUGCCAUGGGUAUCUUGCUAGUCUAUGACGUGACAGACGAGCGUUCCUUCAACAACAUUCGCAACUGGAUCCGAAACAUUGAACAACAUGCAAGUGAUGGUGUGAACAAGAUUUUGGUGGGAAACAAGUGCGAUAUGUUAGAGAAGAAGGUCAUUUCAAAAGAACAAGGACAAACAUUGGCUGAUGAAUAUCAAAUCAAAUUCCUGGAAACAUCUGCAAAAUCCAAUAUCGGAGUCGAAGAAGCAUUCUUCUCUCUGGCCAGGGAUAUCAAGAAGCGUUUGAUUGAUUCAAACAGUGAUGCACGACCGCAGGGAGCCAAAGACAAUGUCAAUAUCGCAUCACCACCCACAGCUGCCGGCGCAUGCCAAUGCUAA
Molecule: messenger RNA, 624 nt
Organism: Synchytrium microbalum
Lineage: Eukaryota; Fungi; Chytridiomycota; Chytridiomycetes; Synchytriales; Synchytriaceae
Exons: 6
Coding region: 1-624 (207 amino acids)
Biological process (GO): protein secretion; regulation of exocytosis; protein localization to plasma membrane
Cellular component (GO): plasma membrane; endosome
Molecular function (GO): GTP binding; GTPase activity
Source: RefSeq, a predicted model, not a curated record